AUGCCACCUCCAUUCCCCUCCUCCCACCGGGGCAUGACCGCCAACCCCCUCAAGCCCGUGCGCCGCUACAGACCCGGAAAGCCUGUCGCAGAAGAACCGUCAUCGUCCGAAGAAGAGGAAGACGAGGAGGAGGCGCAUCAGAAUGAGGAGGAAGCUCGCGAGCAGGAGCGCAGGAGGAGGGCCGAAGAGCAGAGGAGGAGACAGGCGGCUGUGCCGAAGGCGAGUUCGUUUCCGGCUGGUGCGGCGCGGGGGAUUACGAAAAGGGUGGAGGGGGUGAGAAUUGAAAAGGAUGAUGAGGACGAGGACGAGGAGGGGUUUGUUACGGAAGAGGAGGAUGAGGAGGAGGCACGGGGGGCUUUGCCUACUGCUGCGGCUGCGGCUGUGAGUGAGACGAGUGCGGCAGCGGUAUCAAAGCCUAAUGCGAAGGUACCAACGGUGGAGGAAGACGAGGAAGAGGAAGAGAGUGAGGAGGAAGAAAGUUCCGAAGAAGAAAGCAGUUCUGAAGAUGAAGCACCACGGCGUGUGCUGUUACGACCGACAUUCAUCAAAAAAGAGAAGCGCGGGAACGGCGGACCAGAGGCACAGAAUGGGCAGGGCACAUCAGCAGAUUCGCAAGCCGAAACAGAAGCACGAAAGGCACAGCGCCAGGAGAAAGCCGACGCACUUGUCCGCGAGCAGAUCGAAAAAGACGCAAUCGCACGAAGCGCAGCGAACCGAGCCUGGGACGACGACGAAGUCAUGGCGAACGAAGAAGCCGAGAUCGACGACACGGACAACAAGGACCCGGAAGCCGAAUACGCGGCGUGGAAGCUGCGCGAGUUGAAGCGCAUCAAGCGCGAGCGCGAAGCCAUUGAAGCCACAGAAAAGGAACGCGAGGAGAUCGAGCGCCGCCGCAACCUCACAGCCGAAGAGCGCGAGCGCGAAGACCAAGAAUUCAUUGCGAAGCAGAAGGAGGAGCGCGAAGCCUCUCGCGGCCAGACGGGCUUCAUGCAGCGAUACUUCCACAAGGGUGCGUUCUUCCGCCCUGAUUUGGAGAAGGAAGGUCUGGACCAGCGGAAUGUCAUGGGCGCGCGAUUCGCCGACGAUGUCGCCCGGGAGACACUGCCGCAGUAUAUGCAGAUUCGUGACAUGACGAAGCUAGGAAAGAAGGGUCGAACACGAUACAGGGAUCUUCGCUCGGAGGAUACGGGGCGGUUCGGUGAUGGUUUCAGUAAUCGGCGUCGGCAGGAUGGACCGCCUAUCGGUGUCACAGACGAGCGGUUCAUGCCUGACCGCGACCGGGGAGAUGAUCGACCCCGGGGACCUACGGGUGCGAAUGCGUCCGCGGUGCGGGAGAGACGCAGGUCCAGAUCCAGGUCGAGGACACGCUCUCCCAGGCGGGAUCGACGAGAGGACGAAAGGGAUACAUAUCGGCCUGAUUCUCGCGGCCGACGGAAACGGAGUCCCUCGCCGUAUGAGGAUAGAGAGAAGCGAAGGCGGAUGAGAGGUGUUUCCUAG
Aspergillus calidoustus is the source of this 1497-nucleotide messenger RNA. The record is from the annotation of a GenBank genome assembly. NCBI's taxonomy places the organism in Eukaryota, Fungi, Ascomycota, Eurotiomycetes, Eurotiales, Aspergillaceae.